Messenger RNA from Helobdella robusta, 303 nucleotides. RefSeq lists its product as hypothetical. The coding region runs from base 1 to 303 and encodes 100 amino acids. The transcript is spliced from 2 exons. The record is from RefSeq and is a predicted model, not a curated record. NCBI's taxonomy places the organism in Eukaryota, Metazoa, Annelida, Clitellata, Rhynchobdellida, Glossiphoniidae.
AUGCUUAGACUGAUACUGUCUUUGUUAAUUUUUUACACAAGUUCUAUGAAGUCAACGAAAGCUGACUACGUGAAUGUUGCGCUUGAAAAACGAGCCUACCUUAGUUCAACUUACCAAAAAUAUUUUGCUUCUUAUGGAGUUGAUGGCAUUCUUAAAAAUAAUUUUGCUCAUGCAGAUGGAGGUUAUGAAUACUCAAACUGGUUUGUGGUUGAUCUGGUGCAUGCUUUCCAGGUCAAAUAUGCUGUUCUCUACAAUAGUGAUUAUUGUCUCAAUUGUGGUAAAGUUGGGCUUCAGAAAUUCUAA